UGAGAUGCCACCCUUUAUGUUGGAGCCAUUAGAAGGAGGAGCUAGUCCAAGGGAUGAUGGGCCAGUUACACAAGAAAAUAACCAACAGAGACGUAUGCGCAAUGAAUCUUACCUUGGAGCUGUCAAUAAAGAUAUUCAUAUUCGGGCAGGACUUCAGAAUGUUCUGCAAAUCUUCAUAACAAGUGCAGCAAACGUCUUCCUCCUGGAGGUUUCACCCGACUAUCCACGUCUUCUUGACGAACAAGUAGAGGUGUGCAAGCACGUACUUAAUAUCUAUCGUUACAUGGUCAUGAACACGCGCAUGGAACAGAAAACAUGGGAACAAUUACUUGUGGUGCUACUUCAUGUCACCUCCCAAACACUGUGUGGACGGCCCACCACACAUAAAGAGGAUUUCUCUAAGGGGGGGUUUUGCUCCGCUCUGUUCCAGUUUAUGUAG
Molecule: messenger RNA, 439 nt
Organism: Cherax quadricarinatus
Lineage: Eukaryota; Metazoa; Arthropoda; Malacostraca; Decapoda; Parastacidae
Source: RefSeq, a predicted model, not a curated record